Molecule: messenger RNA, 387 nt
Organism: Gigantopelta aegis
Lineage: Eukaryota; Metazoa; Mollusca; Gastropoda; Neomphalida; Peltospiridae
Product: caveolin-1-like
Exons: 2
Coding region: 1-387 (128 amino acids)
Biological process (GO): caveola assembly
Cellular component (GO): caveola
Molecular function (GO): molecular adaptor activity
Source: RefSeq, a predicted model, not a curated record
AUGGCCGACAUCGACUUGGUAAACAGGGAUCCCAACAACAUCAAUGAUCACAUUAAGGUUGCGUUCGAGGACGUGCUGGCUGAGCCCGAGGCGGCCCACAGCAACAACUGUGUUUGGACCAACUCCUACAAGUGCUUCAACUGCUGGAAGACUCUGUGCUACACGAUCAGCACCUUGAUGUGCGGGAUCUGCAUCGCCGCCGAGUGGGGCUGCGAGUUCGCCUCCAUCGCCUUCUACCACGUGUGGGUGAUCACGCCCUGCUUCAAGGUCCUCGAGCUCAACUGCGGCAUCUGCCAGAAGCUCUACGGACUCUGUAUCCACUGCUGUCUCGACCCGUGCUGCGAGGCGUUUGGACUUCUCUUUUCAGCCUUUAAGAAAGACUGUUGA